Stegodyphus dumicola is the source of this 2248-nucleotide messenger RNA. Its product is annotated as CRISP/Allergen/PR-1-like. Gene Ontology annotation, cellular component: extracellular region. The record is from RefSeq and is a predicted model, not a curated record. Lineage: Eukaryota; Metazoa; Arthropoda; Arachnida; Araneae; Eresidae.
ACAAAUCAUUAUACCAUAAGAAUAUUCUGACUUCAAAGAAUUCUUUCUUUAAUAUAAAAAGAGCUUGCAACAAUGUGCCACACAGUUUGCAAAGAAGCACCUGAAGAAGUACUUCGUCUGCCGACUUUCCAGUUGCAAAUUUUCAAUUCCCCAAGUUUCUCUAGAAGCAAGGAUGGCCGCUCAAGUGAUUGCCAUUAUAUCAGCCAUUGCGCUAACAUUUGGAUUCAUUGAGUGUGGAAGAUGCCCGUAUGAAAAAUUCACCCCAAAUCACAGUUUUUGCAAACCACCAAACCCUAGCUGUAAUAUCCUAGAACGAGGUGUAGGUGCCGGAGAUAGAAUGAAAAUUUUAAAACUGCACAACGACUACAGAGCCAGAGUUGCAGCCGGUCAAGAAACAGAAGCUGGAGGAUUGCCACCAGCAGCAAAUAUGCUAGAAAUGGUAUGGGAUGAUGAACUUGCUGCUGUUGCUCAAAAGCACGCCGAACAGUGCAAUUUCGAGCAUGACUGUAGUGACUGUCGCCAAGUUGAGAGGUUUAGAGUUGGCCAAAACAUCUACAUGGCCAUGAAUACCGCGCCUCCUAAGAAGCAAGACUGGGACAAAGUGAUAAAAGACUUCUACGACGAAGUCUCUACAUUCAGCAGAAAUUAUAUCAAACCCUUUGUUUUUGGGUCAUACGGACAUUUCACUCAGGUCGUAUGGGCUGACACCUGGAAAGUUGGUUGCGGUUAUGUACUUUACAAGGAUCCACAGUGGUAUAAUAGUUUCUUCGUCUGCAACUACGGACCUGCAGGCAACUGGAUGGACGGUGAAAUGUACAAAGCCGGAAGAACGUGCUCUGCUUGUCCUGAAGGCAGUUGUUGCGGAGCCGAUUGCAGCAGGAAAUAUAAUGUGAUACCUAAAUACUCAAAACUUUGCAUGAUGGUAAAAGGUAACUAUACAUGCAAACACAAUUCGCGAACAAGUUCUUUCAUCGUCGUUUUUCCUCCAUUUGCGGCUUUUCAAUUUCGCGAGCCAAAGUUUGAAAUCAAAAUGGCUACCAAUUUUAUAGCCAUUUUGUCAGCUUUUCUGCUGGUUUUUGGAUUCAUUGAAUGUGGAAGGUGUCCUUAUGAGAAAUUCACUCCAAAUCACAGUUUUUGCAAAUCACCAAAUCCUAGUUGCAACAUCCUAGAAAGAGGCGUUGGUGCUAGAGAUAGGCAACGCAUUUUGAGACUGCACAACAAAUACAGAGUCAAAGUAGCUGCAGGCAAAGAGACUCAAGCAGGUGGACUGCCGCAAGCUGCAAACAUGUUAGAAAUGGUUUGGGAUGAUGAACUCGCGGCUGUUGCACAAAAACACGCUGAGCAAUGCCAGCCCGGACAUGAUUGUAGUGAAUGUCGUCAAGUUGACAGGUUUAGAGUUGGACAAAAUUUCUACUUAGCCAUGAAUUAUUCGCCUCCUAAGAAGCAAGACUGGGACAUGGUAAUGAAAGCCUUUUAUGAUGAAGUUUCUACAUUCGACAAAAGCUAUAUCAAACCUUUCGUUUUUGGGUCAUAUGGCCAUUUCACCCAGGUUGUUUGGGCUUCCUCCUGGAAAGUAGGAUGCGGUUAUGUGCUUUAUAAGGAUACAGAGUGGUACAAUAGUUUCUACGUCUGCAACUACGGACCUGCAGGGAACUGGUUUGAUGGAGAAAUGUAUAAAGUAGGCAAAACUUGCUCUGCUUGCCCCGAAGGUUCCUGCUGUGGUGCUGAAUGCAGCCAAAAAUAUGAUGUGAUACCUAAAUAUUCAAAACUCUGCAUGAUGGUGAAAGGCAAUUAAAUUCUCAUUCAACAAAAGGAUCUGGGAGGUUUUCCAAGUAAAAAAAAAAGGUCUAAGGAUUCGAUACUUCUCAGUAUAAAACAGUAAUCUCAUAAUAGAUAUUUACUCAUAAAUCAAGGACAAUCAAGCAACACUUGUCAUCCUUCCUAUGUAAAUUAUAUCUCACUCAGUUUAGAGUUUGAUAUUUUCCCCUUCUCUUUUAUACGGAAUCAACUUCUUUACAACAGGAUAAAUAUCAGUAACAUUCCCAAUUUAAGAAACAUUACUGUUUUGUAUUAUGAACUGACUUUCUUCUUUCAAUUAACUUUCUUUUUAUGAAAUUAUCAGUUUAUAAAUUUAUAUAUGAUAUUUACCUUAAUUAUAUGUGAUUAAAAAAACGCUUCUGUGAUUGAACAUUUUUUGCAAUGCUAAUUUGUAUAGUAACUGCAAUAAAAUGCAUAUUAUAUCUGCGUA